AUGUCGCACGAGCACCCCGCCUCCGCUGAUGGGUCUCAUUGUCAACAUGGUAACUCUUCGAUGAAUAAUCAUCCCAGAGCAGACCUAGAUCCAGCUAAUCUCGAGGAGCCUGAGUUAGACGGUGGGAGAGCAGACAGUGAUGAACCAUUUCCUUGGAUCAGGUUGGGACAGGCUGACGGCAGUGCGACGACAGUUGACCAAUUGUUCAGACAUGCAAAGUCACUACGGCUGUGCAAACUAUGUGCAACCAUCGACCUCGAGUUUCUCAGGUCUCGCGCCACUGAAGAGGUCAUUGGGAGCAUCGCUGUUGGUCACGUUUGCGUUAAUUCUCCUAUUUUGGACAGCAAGGCGAAAUCGUGUGAUCUAGGCACUUUCUUCUCUUGGGCCGCCGCCCUACAUUACAGAACCAAGAAGCGUGAAAGUGUUGGGUGGCACCGCGCCAGUCAUGCAGAGGAGGGUUUUCCUGCAAAUAGCGGGCCAAAAUUACCGAGCACGCUGGAAUGGGUGACAAUGGCCGAGCAGCCAUCGACUUUUGACAGCGAUGACUCGAUCAAGGCUACCACCCACGAGCCCAUUCUGGGAAGUCUGAUUGCUCAAUCUCAGUCUCUGAAAGAGGCGACGAUGCGAUGGAACCAAUUGCGGAACAAAGCUUUUCUACUAGAGCCGCCCCCUAAAUCUUAUGCCGCGGCAGCUGUUGGUGUGAGACCGUUGAUAGCAAAUGACAUCGAUAUCGCUGUUUAA
Molecule: messenger RNA, 741 nt
Organism: Truncatella angustata
Lineage: Eukaryota; Fungi; Ascomycota; Sordariomycetes; Amphisphaeriales; Sporocadaceae
Exons: 2
Coding region: 1-741 (246 amino acids)
Source: RefSeq, a predicted model, not a curated record